Symbiodinium sp. CCMP2592 is the source of this 291-nucleotide messenger RNA. Lineage: Eukaryota; Dinophyceae; Suessiales; Symbiodiniaceae. The record is from the annotation of a GenBank genome assembly.
AUGGCCUUCGCGAGAAAGGCAGCCCGAGCAGUCUCACAGUCCGGCAUCAGUCAAGGUGCAAGCGAGUCUGACGUGCUGGCUUUCGCCCGCAAGGCGGCACGGGAGAUCUCGCAGUCCGGCGUCAGCGCAAACGACUCUGACAUCCUCACCUUUGCCCGAAAGGCUGCUGACGAUGUCUCCAAGUCGGGUGUCGUCAGCGAGACCAGCGUUCUUGCUUUUGCCCGGCAGGUGGCGAAUGGGAUGCACAGCGAGGUGACUGAGACCAGUGCAGCAACAUCAAGGCAAUUCUAG